AUGAAACUCCUCUCUAGUCAAAAUGCUUGGACCUUGGCAGCUAUCCUUGGACUCCAGGGGCUUUGUAACGGGAAUCCAGCUGCUCCCCAGCCCAACUCCUUGGAUUCCCUUGCUAGGCGCGUCGAGGUACCUGGUCUGAACACACCAUCAGACGAAUUCCCGGCUUCGCGUCGAGAGUCGAGGGCUCGCCGGGAGAAGGACGUCCCCCAGCUAGGGUGGGGCAGCGGUGUUGGGACACCUCUACCAAUUGCCACCUAUGAGAAGAAAGGGGCCGAGAGACUCGAGGCAUACAAUGCGGCUCGAAUACACAAGACGCCAGAUACCACGAUCUUCGAUGACGAAAGCGACGCAAGUAAAGAUGAACAUAAAUCAUUCUUCAAUAUUUACGAGAACGAGGAUUACUUCAAGUUUCACACGGAGACCGUCCCGACCAAGAGUUAUCCCGAGCUGCAGCUCUUCAAAUCUGACGACACUGGGGUUGAUGUCGGCGAUAUCAAAGAGCUGGAGGGAAUCGAGAUUACAGAUCCCGAUGUCGGCCUUGAGAUCAACGUCGGCGCAUACGACAAGGAGGGCAGGAUCAUGAUGGCGUUUUCGGCGUUCAAAGAGAAUAACGCCACACCCCGCGGCCCAACAUAUGUUCCUAAUAACGAAAUAGGUUGGCAGGCAUUUGCGCACACUGCUGGGGACAAGGUCGAGAACCUCAAGGUGAUCUUUUUGAUGAACAUCAUGAAUAAGGGCUUCUGGAGCAUCGCGGCCAAGAACUACAAUGAGAUUGGCAAGAACUACGAUGAGAUGGUCGUCUGGGACGCAGGACACGGUGAAGCAUUGAAGAGAUUUCAGCGCUUCUUGGGAAGUGACAACAUCAACGGCAAGCUGCUUGCGUUGACCAACCACCACAACGCUAUCAAGAACAAGGAUAUUGCAAAGGUGAUCACUAUUCCCAAGGAUGUCCACGGUUCGAAUGGGAAAUUCACAGCUGCUUUGGUCCUAAAGUGA
This is a messenger RNA of Anthostomella pinea, 996 nucleotides long. Lineage: Eukaryota; Fungi; Ascomycota; Sordariomycetes; Xylariales; Xylariaceae. The record is from the annotation of a GenBank genome assembly.